GUUGCUGGUGUUAGUUUUGUCGACCAUGCAGCAUCAGGUGGCAGUGUGGGUUUUGGUGACAACUACGUCGAUUUUGUCAAGCCGGUGCCUAAUAUUACGGCUUUUUACAUCUUCAUCGAGUUCAAGUUCAAAGGAGAGGAAAUUUACUCAUGAUAGUUCAUAAUCUACUCAAUUCCCUAGCUACAUGAAAAAACUCUUGUUCCUAGCACAGAUCAAAAUAUCAGUAAGAUCGAAAUUUUCGAAGAAGAACAACAGUCAUCAUCUACGUCUAAUACAGAGGAGCGUCGCCCUUCGUCCUCUGGCAGCUCUUCUUCCACCUCCAAACCGGAACGGCAAAUCCGGAUCAACAUUGUUGCGAAGCCUGGUCCCCACAGUAUUCUACUCCGUUGUGCUUUUCAGCAUGCGGCGGAU
Amoebophrya sp. A25 is the source of this 411-nucleotide messenger RNA. NCBI's taxonomy places the organism in Eukaryota, Dinophyceae, Syndiniales, Amoebophryaceae. The record is from the annotation of a GenBank genome assembly.